Messenger RNA from Penicillium salamii, 1638 nucleotides. Lineage: Eukaryota; Fungi; Ascomycota; Eurotiomycetes; Eurotiales; Aspergillaceae. The record is from the annotation of a GenBank genome assembly.
AUGUCCACGCGACUACCCGACCGAUCAGAUUCGAAGAGAGACCGAUCGCGGUCGCCACCCUGGCGCGAGCAGAAACAUCCCCGUGACGACAGAGAAUGGCGCGACAGACCAGACGCAACUCGUGGGUGGGACAAUGAGAGAUCGGGCCCCUCGCAGCAGCCUCGCAAUAUGCGCGACCAAGUUCGACUCAACAUGCUCCAAGAAGACCAGCAAGAGCGCGAGUGGGUCGCUCAAGAGGAUCUAUUCGUCUUGAAGCAAGCCAAGAAGAAGGCAGAAAUUCGAGUGAAGGAAGGGCGCGCAAAGCCCAUCGAUUGGUUAACGGUCACUUUGCGGGUCAUUGAUCCUACCCGCGACCCUUUGGACGAUGAGAUUGCAGAUAGUGACUUGGAUGUCGUGGACCCAGAUGGGGUGUUUGAAGGAUUGUCACAAACUCAACUACAGGACCUGGAAAAAGAUAUCGACACUUUUGUGAACCUGGAAACAAACCCCCAGAACCGUGAUUUCUGGCAGACCAUGAAAGUUAUCUGCCGAGACCGCCAAAAGACUGCAACCCCGGAAGGUCGUGCGCUGAGCUCUGUUGCCGCCGAUAUCAACAAACUUCUUCGAUCAAAGUCUUACGAGCAGCUCCAGAAACUUGAAGUACAAGUAAAACGGAAGUUGAACUCGAACGAGCCGAUCGAUACGGACUAUUGGGAAGAGUUGCUGCGCAGUUUGACUGUUUGGAAGGCUAGAGCGAGACUCAGGAAUGUGUAUCAAGCUAUCAUUGACGAGCGCGUCCGUGACUUGAGGAAGCAGCAAAAGGAUGAGGCUGAAUCGGUUCGGGAAAAACUAGCGCCACUUGCACCCAUCAUCGACGUGAACACAAGCAAUCCUGCGGAAUUUGACGGGCUGGACCCGGAUCCAUUACUUCAAGUUCGCGCCGAAGAUAAGGUUUUAGAGAUCAUGGACGAGUCAGCGUUCCUUGAUCAUGUGGCGCGUGAACGCCAGAAAAUCAUCCGUAUGGGCUUUGUCCCACUGCGACAGCGAAUGGCCGAAAAAUCCUCGGUGGUUGUGUCUAACCCUACCUCUACAAAUGCGGCUGCCUCUACGUCCACCCGAUUCUCAUCGAUCCCCAACGAAGACUUCUCCCAAGCUACCAAGGCGCUCUAUGAAAGAGAGCUCGCCAAGGGCGUCAGUGAGAACGAGGAAAUCUUCACUGGCGAAGAGGCCGUCAGCACGAGCUCGCGUCCGCAAUGGGAGGGCAAGCACCGACCCCGAAAGCCGCGGUACUUCAACCGGGUCCAAAUGGGAUACGAAUGGAACAAAUACAACCAAACCCACUAUGACCAUGAUAACCCGCCACCCAAGGUCGUACAAGGUUACAAGUUCAAUAUCUUUUACCCCGAUUUAAUCGACAAAACCAAAGCUCCGACAUACCGGAUUGAGCGUGAGAAUGGUCGCAAGCGCGGUGAGUCGUCGGCCGAGGCGGGCGAGGAAGACACAUGUCUCAUUCGAUUCACGGCUGGACCCCCAUAUGAGGACCUCGCCUUCCGGAUUGUCGACAAAGAGUGGGACUACAGUGCGAAACGAGAGAGGGGUUUCAAGAGUACCUUUGACAAGGUAUGCCGUGCUACUAUAUUCUCCAGGUUCCGCAACUGA